Molecule: messenger RNA, 34077 nt
Organism: Porites lobata
Lineage: Eukaryota; Metazoa; Cnidaria; Anthozoa; Scleractinia; Poritidae
Source: the annotation of a GenBank genome assembly
AUGGCAGGUGUCGAGGAAUUGUACAAGCAGUUUGGAAUCCUCGCAGACGCGAAAGAAAAGGCGGGAGAGGUAAGGACUUGUUGAAAUGUUUGCCAACAUGGUGCCGGUUGCACCUUUCACGUGGACGUCAAAAUUAAACGUCCUUUACCUUUACCUUUAUUAAUUAAGUUAGUAAACCUGGUGAGGUAUCACACAAACUUUUUGAAGAAAAAAGAAAGAAAUGCAUAUACAUUGACUAGGCUAGUUUGGAUUGUAGGUCAUAUAAAAGUUGUCACUUUCUCCUUGAACACAGCUGGCGAUGGAGACAACAUGCACACUACCCCUGCUGGGAGCUGAUUGCACCCCCUAGAGGUCCUCGGUAAAAAGAAAAAUUUAAAAGCAUUCUUAGGGCUAAAGGACAUCUAGAAUUUAUACCCAUGACUGUUCAUUGUUCUUGUUUCCUUGGAGAAUUGCAAAUACUCUGAAACCUCUAUUAAGCGGACACCUUCGGGACCUUCCCAAGUGUCCAGCUAAUAGAGGGUCUCGGCUUAAUAAAGGUUGUAAAAAUUGCGGUUACGGUUACUCUGGACUGUGAUAAAGUUGCAUGUUGUUAAAGAAGCUAUCCAGAGUUCAAGUUCAUCACCAACUUUAUUACGUUUGUGAAUGCAAAAACAUUUGACUUCAGUCCUUAUUUCAAGGACAUAAUCCCAUAGUACUAUUGUCAAUUCAGUCUGGUGUCCACGUAAUAGAGCUUUUUAACAAUCGAAAUUAGCCAAAUACACCUUAUUUUAGUGUCUGCGUCCGCUUAAUAGAGGUGUUUGCUGAACAGCAGUUCAUUAUAAAGGGAAAACUCAGACAUUAAUUUCAGGACCCGGCUUAGUGUCCACUUAAUAGAAGGUGUCUGUUUAAUUGGGGUCAGCUUAAUAGAGGUAAUUAAGUAUAUUCUAAUCAAUGAGUCUGUGAAUAAUUUUGUACAUCUUACAUACUGUAGGCGACUUAGUUUUCUUUGUGUUUCAAGGGGUUGGAGGCCAAGACUACAGUAUCUAACAUAGCCUGCGUAGCAAGCGUUUCCAAUUGAGUUAUUGCACGAAAGUUAGAGCGGAAGUCAAAAAAAAGGUUGAAGGGGGAGGGGGAGGGGAGAAGAGGAAACGCUUGCCCGCAAACCCCACGAUUCUGGAAAAUGACAGCCUUGAUAACGAACAGGUUACCCCGGUUCAUUUGUAAAAUUGACUUUGUUCUCUCAAAAUAGAAACAUAAAAACAGAUUACCCCUGGAUUACCAGAUUUGUAAAAUUACUUUGUUCUCUAAUAGAACACGCGGAAGGCGAUUGCAAAACUGUAAUAAAAAAGAUUACAACGACCAAAAAGAAGGUUAAAACUAUGCGGAAAAAGCGAUUGCUGCAGAAUUUCUUGUUUUUUAUUGUGUGGCUCUAUCUCGAUAUGACCUGAAACCUUGUCGACAACGUUCAUCUAAAAAAAUGAUUUGUCCGGAACAAUUCACUCCGUCUAAUAGCCAAGAUAAGUAUUAAAUAAGUUUUUUGCAUGUAUUUGGCGGCGCGGUAUUUCGCUUUUUUCUUCAUCCUGUGUCGAAAACGUUCUAUACAAUAGAUGAAGCCCUGAAUAGAAAUUUCCAAUAAACAAAAAUAAAAAGAUUUUCAUUUAAAAAAGAUUGGCAAAUUUCUUGCUUGCUCAUGGCUGAAACCUUUCAAGCAUCAAAAAUGAUUUGUCCGGAACAAUACCGAUGUUUCCGAUUUAUGUUGAUGUUAUCUCCAACAAACAGUCCAUUUUUUCCAGUCAGAUCCAACAAACAGUCCAUUUUUUCCAGUCAGCCAUCAUUCUCAAUAAAUUGGCCUUCCCUAGUCUCCACUGCUCGAUCUCCAAUAUUAUACUUUGAAGACUCUGAUCUCAUAAACCGUCGCACAAACAUGAUUCCAAUAAAUAUCAGUCCAAAGCAUUUGUAAUCUGUGACCACAAAUCAGAUGAGACCAGAUCUGACGCACGAAAACAAAGCAUACGUGGUUUGAUUGAUGUUUUGAAUGCUAAGUAAUCAACACUACCCGCACUGCGCCAAUCAGAAGCCGCAUUCGUGGGCGAACGCAGUUUUUCAAAAUCGUGGGGUUUGUGGGCAAGCAGUUCCUUCGUUUCCCUCCCCCUCCCCUGUCAUUAAUUUUUUUUGCUCUUGUUCCAGCUUUCUAGACGAACCUCGUGAGGAAACGCUUGCUACGCAGGCUAUAUCUAACAUAAUGCUAAAGCUGGAAGUAUAAAGUUAAUCACUCUUAUAGAAGUGUGCUGCAACUCUUUGCUUACCUUCUAGUCUAGGAAUAUCACAUUUAUAAUAAUUAUAAAUUAUUUGGAUCCCAGACUGACGUUGCAAACUGGAGUUUAGGUCUUACUAACGUUUUAUACAAGGUCACUUUAACUUUUUCGUCACAGAACUAACAGUUUCACCUUGUGAGACCUAGGAUCUUAUUCGCACCAUUAACAACGAAUUCAAUAUGUUCCUUCCAACAUAAUUUGCUAUCUAACUCAACACCCAAGUAGGGAUGGGAGGUCAAAUUCUCUAGUAUUUGUUUGCAAAAUCAUAAAAUUUAUUGGAGUCAGAGUUUUCUUCAGGUUCAAGCACAUAGUGGAAAAUUUUAUAGGGUUAAACUGCAUUUGCCAUAACUUUUGCCAUUCAUCAAGCGUGUACAAUGUUUUGAUGCUUUUUAAUACUAAUGUCCAUUAUUCUUGUUUUUAACAGCAUGAAAGCGCAUUUAUAUCGAUUUUAGCUGCUGUGAAAGGCUCUCAGGCGGAGAAAAGGCUUGCUUCCCAGUUCAUCGCCCGAUUCUUCAAGUUCUUUCCAAAGUUGCAAGAAAAUGCCAUUGAUGCUAUGCUGGAUUUAUGUGAGGAUGAGGAUAAUAUGGUAAAUGAACUUGACUGCAAAAUACUUGAUAACACCAGAUCACUUCAUAACACUAUUUGAACCAUUGGUUUUUGAAGUAAAAGCAUUUACUGUGCUGUAGGUUUUCCAAAAGUUACUACAGUGAGAUUCCUCACUACAGUAUAUCACAUCUUGACUGCUGUCUGUUUCUGAUGUCAUCAGAUCCGACGUCAAGCCAUAAAAGGUCUGCCUGACCUCUGCAAGGACACACCAGAACAUCUCCCAAGAAUUGCAGAUGUUCUGACCCAAUUAUUGCAAUCAGGUAUGGUAUUUAUUUCAUGGCAGACUUCAAGAAAUCAGAGCUGUUUCUGUUUCAUUAGAUAUACCAGCUGUGAUUAGUGAUUAGGAGCAAAUUUCUCCUGAUAGUAUCAGUCCUGUACAGAAUCAGGAAGGUUGUAAAAACAUCACUCAAUAUUUAGUUUUCUCCUGAUAAAAGUAAAGGUCCAUAUUUUAUGUCAGUAACUCAUAACAGUCAUAAUUUGACUGACAAACCCAAGGCUGUCAGACAACUAAUGAUUAGAAAGGGGAUUAAUAUAGUUAUUAUUUUAAUCCCCCAUCUUUCCAUCAGUACCUUGUUGUAUGAGUAAUUUUAAAGUUUCUUUAAAAAGCUAUACAGAAAGGAAAGAAGUCAAAACAAGGAUUUGAGAUCACACCUGGGAAUUGAACUUGAUUUAACUUACUGUAAUAAUUCUUGCUCAUUGAUGUGUUGUUACGUCUUCUCUCUAGUAAUGCUAGCAAUAUAAUUAUGCUAUACCAGUAAUUAGAAUUUGUAUUUUGGUUCUAAGUUCAUAUGACCAGCCUUUUUCAAUGGGUUACCAUGGGUUAUUCCUAAAAUUACCAGCUUGUGAAUCCCUACAAUAUUGUUGCCAAUUAACUUUGUAUGAUUGUGAAAAUAUUAUUCCUUAUCUAAUGAACAAUGGUAUAUAUGCACAAUUCAACCCUCCCUCCCCUGGCCCUCACCACCACCACCAUAGAAUAGAAUGACUUUUUGCAGUUUAUGGUAGUCUUAUUCUAAAGUGCCACUUCCAAUAAUUGUUUUCAGCAGUGAGAUUUUGUAAGUGCCUUAUAAUUUAUCACUAUUUCCCUUGCAGAUGACCCGACAGAGUUAACCAUUGUCAAGAAUGCACUUACAUCACUAUUUAAAAUGGAGCCUAAAGGUAACUCUCAAACUUACAAUAACAUGCUAAAAGAAAUAUCCAUGGCAUUGCCAAAAUAUCUACACACUGUUCAUGUGCAUCACCACAUUAAUGUUCUUUAACCCUCAGGGACUAUUGGAGGGUUAUUUUCACAAAUUCUCAGCGGGGAAGAGGUGUCACGAGAGAGUGCUAUCAAGUUUUUACGUGGUGUUGUGGAAGAAUAUGGCAAGGCAGUAUUAAAUCCAUCACAAGAAACAGAAGAGUACCUUGUUGAAGAGAUAAAAAAGGUACGUCUCAGGACAUUAUUAUAAAAUAAUAGCAGGUACUAGUCCACAAUUGAGAAAUGUCCCUUGGUAACAGGGUGCAAAGAAAAUCAUUUUUACAGCUUGCCAUUCGGGCAAGCUGAAGCUAGCAUUUACUAGCCCAGACGUCAUUUCAACUAGCCCCAAAAACUUUUUGUUCUUCUGUUAUUCAGAUUUCUCAUAAAACAUCACCUGCCUGUCGGGCAAGUUAAAAACAGAAUUCACUAGCCCGAUAGCAAAAUCCACCAGCCCCCGGGCUAUCGGACAGUACUUUAUUUGCACGCUGGGUAAGCUUCUACAAGUAAGAGCGGUCAUUGACAUUCCUGAUAUUGUUUUCAAAUCUUUCAUAAAGAUUCUCCUUAGCUGGUUGUUAAGGUUAAAAUUUGAUUUAAGUGGCUCUACUAACAGUUUUCAUUUUCUGUAGAAGCUACUGUAUACCCCAAAAUGUGUGUGCUUUAUUUUAUUUUUAUGACUUGAAAGAGGCGUCAAUGGACUCAAACAUUCUGCUCGUGACACAUGUAUUUCUAGAACAUUUUGAGCAUUGUAAAGUGUAUCAUAAGGCUAUGAAAACAGCCACAAGCAUGAAUGUGUGACAGAACUUUGUGGCAUAUUUUAUUGUGGUUAAUGAUGAUCAUCUCUCGGCUAAUUAAAUGACAGUUACUCUGUAUGACAUGCACCUGUUUGUGCUUUUGUCACAGUACUGGUCAUGGUGUUUACAUCUUGUGAAUGUAUCUGAGACCACAGUUUUUGUCAGCCUUGGCAUAACUAAUUAUUCUCCUCAUAAAUAAUUCCCAAUGCUUGAUCAACUGUGAGGUUUGUGAGAAUAAAAGAACAUACAGUUGCAGCUCUCAUAAGCGACCACCUGGGAAAUUUGAAAAAGUGGUCAUAACUUACAGUGCAACUACUUUACCCGGGGCCAGUUAGACAAAGUUGACCAAUCAGAUUACAGGAAAAUAACGAUACAUUCCUAGAAAGUUGGUUGUGGGCCAAUCAGCAGCUCGUAAAGAAAUGAUAAGUUACUAAAAUUUAAGUAUUGAUUGCAAACAUUUUUCAACAAAGCAAAAUAUUUCACCAGACAAUUUUUAUCUAUUUGAAACUUAAUAUAUAACACCCAGGAGACAUGUUUGACACACGCUGUUAUUUUGUUAUCUACAAGCAAUUUCUGCGCUACCAUUGCCACACUUUGCAAUAACAUGUGACUUCAAGUCAAAAUAACAUUUACAUUUUUUGCCUUUUAAUGUAAUGUUAUUUUCGUGUAAUCCAAUAAUUGGUCAACUUUGUCUAGGUGGCCCCAGUUAUAGUAGUCAUACUGUAAGCUGGUCGUUUAUGAGAAUGAGCUCUUGUAGGCGACUGUAUGGUAAAACAAUAGAGGGUGGUUGCUUACAAGAGCUGUAGAAACUCAUUAAUAAUUCAUAAAGGAAAACAAAAGAAAUCAAUAUUUUAUGAGUGUCUUUAUAUCUGUUAAAGAAACGGCGAAACUUUAUGAGUGGUGAUCACGGUCACUUCAUGUUUGUGGUGUGACUCUUGUUGUGUUCAUCCCCAAAAGUGAAAACUGGGAGUGUUUUUCCCACCUUCUGUCACGCCACUUUCCACCAUGCUUUGAUCACGUGCUGUAAUGUAUCCCGAGCAGGGUACAAUUGCUCAUGAUCAAAUGUAUCACAAUCUGGAUACAUUUGAUUUUAGCAAGGCCAUGUGACCAAGAAUCAACCAAUGGAAGUCCCUCUUUAGUUGAGUGAAAGUCUAGGAAUAUAGCAGUAAAUAUUGUGAUAGAAUCAAUAGUGGGCCUAACUCUGGUAAGGACAAUGCAUGUUCAAGUGUUGACUGGUUUUCGCUUAAUAGGCAAUGGCAGAUGUCACAGGGGAAGAAUUUCGUACAUUUAUGACCAUCCUCUCAUCUCUGAAAGUUAUGGCCAGUGCCCAUCAAGAACUUGCAGAUAUUGUUACAGAGCAAGCUGAACUUAACCAACCUUUCCAGGUAAAUCACAUGCAAUAAAAGAAAGAUUUACAUUUACCUUAAUAUUAAUUUGUGGGUCAUCAUGUUGGUACAACCUCCUUGGUUUUCAGGUAAGUGGCAAAAUGAUUUUAUCUAUUGUCACAUACACAGAGUAAAUAAAAACAGUAAAAAAAGAAUUUAAAGACUGAAUAUAUAAUAUAUGUAUUAAUAAAACAAUCUGCCUGGACAAUUUUUUUGUGGUUGUUAUGAAAUAAUACUGUUUUAACCUGUGCUAAAUGUCUCUACAAUUUGGAUCUUUUAUUCAGGAACUAAGAAUGUAUUCUCGUAUUAGACUACAUUAUUUUAUUGGUUUUCUGUAUCAAGAGGAAAACAAAUGGGAUAUUUAUUUAUUUUAUGUUGAUUCUUCCAGCCUACUGAUCCUGAUAUUGUAGACAGAUUUUUGUCAUGUGCAAGACAAGCUAUUCCAUAUUUUGUGGUAAGAAUUUAGUUUACAAUAACAUUUUAUGUUGUCUCCAGUUGACUUUCUCAGUAGAGACAGUAGUGUACUGUACAGUGUGGAGGACAGACCUUUCUAAAAGGGCAUCAGUGUUGGGCUUGUCUCAUUCCUCUCCUUCUCUGUAACUGUUUUCUGCAGGAUUAAAAUAACUAGAAAGCCAAGCACAAAAGAACCAUAUAAUCUUUUGCAAAGAUUUAAGUUGUUUUUAAUCAAUCAAUUUACAAGUACAUGCUGUAAUAGUCAUUGAAAGGCUAUGCUCUAGCAGCACCCGGUGGCCCCUGCUGCCUAACGUUUGCUCCCAGGCAAUGAGAAAACGUAUGUUUUUUUCAUAAAAAUCAUAUGCUAGAUACCCUGGAUUUCGAAGGUUCAGAGGCUGCCAGGGCUCUCUUCAAUUUUUCUUAGACGUACAGCCUUGUUGCUAGUCUUAAUGCAAACUGAUGUUUUGACAAUAAGUAAUAGCUACUCCAUCUGGCAAAUUAUUUUUUUAUACUAUAUGAGGAGUGCUUACCAUGUGUAGCCUUGAUUUUGUAUAUUUAUUUAUUGGUACAUGUACUCCAGGGUGGGACAAAAUUAAAAGUGCUGUCCAAAAGCCCAGGGCUAGUGUAGCAGUCCGCUGGGCGAGCAUGUGUAACUAAUUAUUAGUUGUCUGACAAACAUGCAACAUUUGCUGUGAUAAAGUAAAUUAAUGUUAGUGAAGAGUGGGAUUGGUAGACCGGUGCAACUGCUUUGGGCAAGUAAACUUCAGCAUUAGCUUGCCCAUUUGUCAUUUGGUAGGCCAUUUGCAAUAGUUGAUCUGCUGAUCGACUUUUUGUAAACAUGAAAACAAAAAAUUGAGCCCCAUAAUGGUUAAGGAAAUAUUUUUCGACAGUUUGACAAUUUCCAAAUUUUCAAGGAUUUGUAUGGAAAAUCACUCAACCAUGACUGGGAGGCAAGAACCGUUUUUCCCAUACAAACCCUUCUAAUUUUGAGCAGCCAAAAAUUUACAGGCUACCUAAUUUUAAAAUUCUCAUACAGUUCCCACCAACAGGAUAUUCUAAAAGUAAACUGUUAUUGUGUUUACAGAAAGUUGAUCAUGUGAUCAUCUUUUACAAAAGUCCUAUGUUCAACUAACACAGAACGUAUUACUUCCUAUACUGUAGAAAGGAGCAUCAGCACAAACAUUCUUUACCUACAUAGUGGAGGGUGUUCUUCCAAAACUAAAUGAACUGGUUGCAUCAGAUGGUGAAGAUAUCAAGUUAGAUAUGUUGAAAUUAUGUGCCGAGAUGUCACCACAUGGUUUGACAGAUGAAAACAUCAAAGCUGCUAUUGAACCCAUUUAUAACUUGUUACUGGUGAGGUUUAUUUCAGACUUCUUAAACUCAUUAAUUAUUCAUGCAGUCCAAAGCCAAUAAAUGACGACCAUUAUUUUGGGUCAGGUGGAUGAAUCUUGAUACCUUAUGAAACACCAGAUAAAACAUUACCAAGUUUUCAACUGAGAUGAAACAUGUUUUUCAUCCGAGAGCAAACACUUGCAUUUUUGUGAGAUGUUUUUCGAUUAAUACAACUCAUGGAAACACUGCAAUACCAAACGUAACGCUGCAUGAUUUCUUAUUGUUUCAUAUGAGAAGACAUGUCAAAAAGUAAGGCUUUUCAGGCGUUGAUUUAGGGUAAAUACUAACCAAUUUCCUAAUGAGUGCCCAAGGCGUUAGCUUUUAGGGGAAGUCCAGAAAAUCUUUAUUGAAAAUUCAUUUAACCCAUUCGCCCCUGAGAAUUUUGCCAAAAAACACCUUUUGAAGCAAGUGGAGCUGUUUUCUAGUCAUUGUCUGCCUAUAAAGAGCUAAAACUUACCACAAAGAUGUUUGCAGGUGGUACAUUUUGCGGCCUUCUGAUCCACCUGCAAAAUAUCAGCUUGCAAAGUUUGGGCAAAAUUUUGAGAUUAUAGUUUUUGGGUUUAAAAGUCACACAGCAGUCUUGACUUCUUCUUUUUGCUUUUUUUCCUCCCCUCUUCUUUCACUUUUCUUGCCUGAUUUUUUUUUCUCUUGCUGGGCAUUUAGUAGGCUUCAUUUUGGUGAGAAAAGUUUUUGGGAAGGCUUUUAGGAUUAGAUGAAAAGAAAAGUAGGUGGGUAGUGGAACAAGAUCUUCAUGGAAAUAUUUGGGUCAAUGUUACAUGGUUUUUAAUCCUUUUCUCUGGUCUCCUUGACUGAAUUGUUCUCAUUUUGUUAUGGUUUGAAAGAUCUCUUCUCUCUCUGUAAGGUAGCGGACAAAGUUGUCCUUCGCUGUUAUAACUGAUGACAUCAGAAGCCGUAGAAGGGACCUGGAUCUGCAUGGGUGGUUUUUUGUAAAAUGGUGGAAAACGAUGUGGAUCCACUCCUGCUUUGUGCUUCAUCACGGGUUCCAAACGCCUUGAAACAGAUGAAAACAGUCUUGCUAUGGCCUUGUCUGUUUCUUGGUGUCUGGAACCCAUGAUGAAGCACUCGCCCUUGUUUUUGACUUUAAAUACUAUACUGUUUAUCAUUGUGAGUAGUUGUUUUUUCACACCUUCCUUUGUCCCAGGAAUACAUGCCUCUACCACCAGGGGAGGAGGAAGAGAAGAGUUCUGACCAAAACUCUGAGCCAAAGCUACAGUUUUCCUAUGUUGAAUGUCUUAUUUUUGCAUUUCAUCAACUAGCAAAGAAGGUAUGAUGAAAGGUCCCUUAUUACCACUGCUUUCCACCCAUUUUUUUUGAUGUGGUUCAGUUUUCCACUGGCCAGCACUUUUGUGUUGAAUAUUCUUCAGCACCUAAAGAUUUUAGUAAUAAUACAGCAUUUUAAAGAAGUGUAAAAGCAAAUUUGACUGCCUGGCAUUUGAAAUGUUUUUUAUUAAUGAACUGAGACCUACAUGUAGUCUCAAUGUACAAUCAGACACACUUCGUGCAAGAGUUUUUAAAUACAUGUAGCUCUUUUAAUUAUUAGAUUCUAUUGUUGUUCUUUUUCUGCAUGCUUUACUUCAUUCUUUUACAUUUUCAAACAUUUUUUAUAGUUCCUAACAUAUUUUUACACUUUACACAUAUAUAUGCUAAUUCUGUUAAUUUUUUACUUACUUGAAAGUGACUGAAGAUCGGUCCAAACGUCGUUUUUUAUCUGUGAUUUUUUACUGUGUUAAGUUUUAAAAAACCCUUACUUACAAGGUGCCUUAAAAUGUGUAGUUCUUUUUUUCCUCUUUUUUGUGUGUGCAUGUGGUCGUGUAAAUACCUUAAAUCCUCUUUUAAGCCCCCCCUCUCUAAUAAGCUCCCUCUUUUCAGGUCAUGAAAGUUAAUAAGCCCACCCCUCCCCUCCCCCUUAUUAUUAUUCACUAAUAAAUGAUAGUCUGUAUUAAUCAGUCACGACUGUAAAACUUCAUCUAGACUGAUCUAGGAUGGUUUUUUCACCAGCUGGAAGUUCAUAUCUGUUUUUUAACUUCGGCUGCAUGACCUCCAACUUCUUGUACUUGAGUUUUCCACUUUUGUGUUCUAGUUCUUUAUGGAGAAGUGAUACCAUCGUCUUUGCUAAAUCCCUUUUUUUUCAGAAUCCUGAAUUUUUAACGGAUACCACAGCGGCAGAGCGUCUCAGAGAUUUCAGACUAAGGUAAAUUUGCUCUGCUGUUAUUCACUCAGUGCAACUGUUUCGUGUACAUGUACUUUGUAGCCUUAAUCAUUUAAGCUCCAUAUCCACCCACGAAUUCUCCAAACUGAUCUCCAUACAUUUAUUUUGCUUCUAGAAUAAGUUGAGAGAAUUUGAUGGAAGAUCAAAGUGUUUAUCUCUUUGUUGAUCACUUUAUUAAUUCUCAUCACCUGUUCUCUUGACAAUAUGUGGAUAUUGUAAGGAGGAAAUUGAUAUUGGUCACUGUUGGGGCUUAAAGGAUUAAAGGUAGUGUUCUUAUUCUGUUGCAGGCUUCAGUACUUUGCUCAAGGUUGUCAAGUGUAUAUAAAACAGUUGAAAUUGUCACUCCAAGGCAAAACUGGCCCUGCUCUACAGGAAGAGGAAAAUAAAAUAAAAGUUGUAGCUCUCAGAACAACUUCUAAUAUCAACUCCCUCAUCAAGGUAUACUUGUAUGCACAUUGUUAGAUCGUUUCAAACUUUUGGGUAUAAGACUUUUUCAACUGGAAGGCACUGCUUAAUCCAGCCGAUCUGAAAAUUUUCGGCUGUUUUUUGAUUUUCAGCUCUUUGCAAGCAAUAUUAAGAGGAAACUUGUUCUACCAGAACUUUGUCAAUCAAGAGCUCAAGUGGGCUCAACAAAGACUCAAUUUUUGUCAUGAUCCAAUUAGCAUAAAUUCAGUUUUAGCAGUGCUCAAAGAAAGUUUGUUGGAAAUAAGCCAUUUGUUUAGAUUAUCUAAAUCACGAUUCAGAUCAACAUCAACAUUCUCAUAAGUGAUGUGGGUCAUCAGCGUACAUCCUAGGCUGGCAUGAUGCUAUGCAGUUUGGCAAGUUGUUAAUGUAAAUAAGAAAUAAAAUGGGACCUAUGAUUGUUUCCUGUGGUAUCCCACAUUAAAGUGAACAGAUUCUAGAAGGAGAAACCAAUCGAGAGGUGUUCUUUGUAUUUCGUUGAGGUUCAUUUUAGAUAAAAGGAUAUCAUUGACAACAGUUUUGAAUGCCUUCGUCAAGAAAAACCACCUCAUUAACAUCACCAAGAUCGAUAUUAAAGCCCUGUUAUCAGUACCUUCCAGAAGAGCAGUUACAGUUGAGUGUAAAGAGCAAAAACCUGAUUGAUUUGUAGAAUGAUAACCUCAUUGAUCAAAACGUUGUACAAUUGGUCAUAAAAAAUCCUUUCAAACACUUUAGCUACAUGGAUAAUGGCAAUGACUGAAAUAGGUCAUCUUCCUACACUGUCCACAUCCCACUGUCUCCAGAGUGUCUAUUCUGAGAAGUUUCACUCUUUAAAAAUUCUCACUUUUUAUCCCAUCUGUAUAGUUCUGAUAACUAUCUGAAUCAGGCCCAGGUGGUCCUAUGUCCAGUUUAUUCUUUCCACUAGCAAUAAAAGGAGACACUGUUUAAUAAGAGCCUUUUUUUUAAUUCAUGUUUAGGACUUGUUUCACAAUCCACCAUCUUUCAAAAGUUCUGUUACAUUGUCCUGGAAAUCACCGGUAGGUCUCUACAGUACACCUUGGCUUUACAGUGACUUCGCUCUUGAGAAUACAAAAUAUAAAAUUCAGAUGUGAAAUGUCUUUUAAAAAAAUAGAUGACUUUUAAUAUUUUUGUAUGUUUUAUACAUAUUGUUUAUAUUGCUGUAUUUUUUUUGAAUUUUAUUUUAAAAACUGCCAUAAUUUAAUUUAACUUAAAAUGGGACCACUCCAAUUAUUUUUUAAUAAGUCUGACAUCUCCAUUCUAGGAAAUUGUUGGAGCUUUUUUUUUGGUUAUUACUGUUAUUGACAUCAGUAUGCUUAGUGAAGUGUUACUCAAAAAAGUUCAUGAUGUAGAGACAACAAAUACAUGUAGGUGCCAAUAGGCACUAAUAUCUCAAAAUGAUGUUAAUUUUUUAAUCAUCAUCAUCAUUGUUAUUGUUGUUCAUCACUAUAACGACUCUUAACGAUCUUUUGUUGGUAGUGGAAGUUAAAACAAGAAAAACGACAGUCACAAAUACUGUAAUGAAAGGAAUCGAACUCUGAUUUUCUCUAAUUUUCUUUAGGCAAAGACCCAAACGCCUACAGUGGUAUCACCUAAAGAGGAGAGAGAUACACUUGUGGAUGAGAAGUAAGAUUGUUAUACAAGGUUCUGAUUUCUUAAAUCACUCAACCCACUCACAACAUUCAACAACAAACAAGAAUCAUAUUUAUUCACACUAUUUUGAUCACAUGGACAGAGAGAAAUUACAGAAAACAGUACAAAACAAAAUGAUAAAGGUUAUUUACAGCAAUUGCAAAAUACAUGUAUAUCAGUUUAACAUAUGUGCAACAGCCAAAGGAGAAGUACUUUUAGAGAUGGAUGCUGUUUAUUUAUAAAUAGAGAAAGGGGAAAUUAGAUGAUAAUUUACAUGGAAAUGAUACAGAGGUCCUGUCAGGCUAAAAUGUCAACAAGUGACAGGACCUUGACACAGUGACAUAACACAGAUGAAAUGGAGACAAACGACCCAAGUAUAACUUGACAAGUGGAAAUAUCGUAGUAAACUCGGUCAGGGACAUGGCUUUCUCCUUAAUACGUGAAAAAACGAAUUGUGAUAUUGAUUACAUUUUGUUGGGCGAAGGAAAUAAAGCUAAACAGCAGUGAGCUGCAGUGUAGAAAAUAUCCUAAGAAUGUAUAAAAGAAUGAGAAUUAUUAAGUAGCAACUUGUGAAGACUUUGCAGAAACAUAAAACCACCCUUGCUAUGUAAUCAAUUGUAUGUUCCCAAAGUACAACUCAUUUCAAAGAUGGGAGUCUUAUAUUAUUAUCACCUGCUUAAUUCAGAUUUUGUUGUUCUUAGAGACAGGACUUUUACUUACAGUUAACAUUCCAUGAAACUUUCAAGUCCUUAUUAUAUUUAUUUGGAUAAAAUAAUCUGCUAACAUGAGACUCGUAUCAUUUCAGUCUGAUGAUCGCCCAGAGCGUGAACUCGAGUUGCACUGACUUUCUAUCUUUAACUUUGUAUAUUUACGAUAUGUAUCCUUUCUAUUGGGCACAGAGAACAGUUCCACUAAAUAUAAUGUACAUUUGAUAAAAAUAGUACUUUAGAAGUCUUUCUCGAUCUCGUAUUCGGACGAAUGUGGCGAGUUAUUGUCUGACGACGAUGAACCAGUACAAGAAGAAAUUGAUGUGGGAGUCUGUCGGUAUGUUUCAGGGUUUGAUGCUGUCAUAUUACUCUUGAUGUUUAUCAUCAUUUCUUGUAGAGGUUUUCUCUCCAAGUUGAACUGCCGUGCUUUGGCGAUUUCCAACGCCUCCUCGGCUUUUUCUUUGGCCUCGGGAAACUUCCGUUUGUAGCAGUAAAAGUCUGCCUCGGCUGUCAACCUCUGAAUCUUUGCUCCAAGUGAUUCCCUCUUACAAUAAUUUUCGUCGUUGCGAAGAUUCUCCAAUUGUUUUCCAGUUUCUUCGAUACGAGACGUACCUGUCUCGCCUCGAAGGUUCAUUCUCGCCAUUCUGCAAACGGCGAAAUCUCGUUUUCCUACGUGCACUUCCUCUGGGUCCAGACAAGAAAACAAAUCAGCACAUUUCUGCAUCAGAUCUCUUGCUUCGUUAAUUGUGAAUUUCCUUCCGAAGCCAUGUAACAUGUAAGCGAAAUCUCUUGUGCAGCUGGCCUCUUCGUAGAGUAAGAUCGCAAUCACCAGACAGGACGGGAAACCCGCGGAUAAUUUCCUUGCUUCAUCUAAGCACUCCUUCGAUUUGCCAAGCUUUUUUUGCCGGCGAUAAAGGCCCGCAUCGUAAGAAUUUGAUAGCACUUCACAGAAACGCCGAAAUGGUCCGCUAGUUUCUGAAAAUCUUCUCUUUGCUUCGUUCAUCACUUUUUCGGACUCCUCCAACUUAUUUUGGUAACUCAGAGCUACGCUUUCUUCCAGAAGAGUAAUUAUUUGACAAGGCAGAUUGCCAACGUUUUGAUCCAAAAGGUUUUUAAUAGCGAAGGCAAAGUCCUCCCAGCGGCCAUUGUCGCGUAGCAGGUGUAGACGCUUGCUGUAAAGGUGAAACGAUGUCAGUGCUUGUUCAAGACUGGGGCCGUUUUCGUCCGUAAGUGCAAUCUUGUUGAGGGUCGAUGUUUGUGUCUCCUCAUCAGAACUUGUGGUGGAAAAUCUGGAAUUUUGUUUAUGUCGCUUUAAGCGUUUGCGUUCAAUUUUUUUGUUUCUCAGAGAGUCGCUAACGUGAUCAACGAGGCUUUCUUUCUUCCGUUUUUGACUCUUGAAGUACUGGCGUGCGCGUAGGUCUGUACUGCUCUGUACGCCGUCCUCCAAAGUGUUUUCAUUUGGUAAAUAUUGCUCACUCGUUAAUUCGAAGCCAUUGUGAAGCCUUUCUCUCGCUGUCUCGCCGUGUAAGCCACUGGUAUGACUCGAUGUAGCGGUUGGAUUUAUAAAUACAUUUACCUUUGUAUUAUCACCGAUGACCAAAGUUCCAUUGUUGACGAUGUUAAAAACAGCUGCUCGGUCGGCCAUGUUUAAAAGCAUUCGCAAAAAAAUGAUCCUACUCCUUUAUUUAACACCCCAAUCACGUGACUACUUCCGAACCACGCAGCUUUCGAAGUUCACUUCCGUAUUAGUUGACGUCACUCCAUAUGGACCGUCGCUCCUCGUUUGUUUUGAUUGUAAAACUGCUCUAGUGGUGAGAAGUUGCAGGUUGGUCCUGAGCUUCAUUUGCAUGAACUUGGAUAACAACAGUUGUUGAUGAUCUUUGAACUGUUUGCAACAGUUUUAUAGGCUGUUAAAUUUCAAGUUGUAUUUGCUUUUCACCUUUUCCCCGGAAGGGAAUUUUGAUAAGUUCAUUUUCUGUUUUGUUUUGGAUUUCUGAUAUUGACUCCCACGUUAGUUCACGUGACUACGUGGACCGUCGACCCCGUCUUUGUUUUGAUCGUAAAAUUCACGUCGUCACAUUUCUUGCUGUUGUUACAGGCCUCUUCUUGUAGACGUUUCGUUAAACGUUAGACGCUACCAAAAAAUUUAUUUGGGGAAGCUAUCUGUUAGGAAAAACUCUUUUUUUAACCAGUGAAACUUUGGUAAGAUCUGUAGAUUUUAUUCGCUGGGAGGCCAUUUUAGUCUGCAAAACUUGCAUUUCGCUUCGCUUGCAUAUUUUUUCUCUGCCGUCUACGAGGUUACGUGUAAUUAUGUCUUCGACGUCUGACGAAAUGGAAAAUUCAACGACUCAGUAUGUUGUUAACAUACAGGGAAAUUCUGGAACAGUACUCAUAGGCCGGAACAAUGUGGCAAAUGUCCAGUCGCCAACUUCAAGCAGUGCUACGACUUUGCUUCCAGUGGAUUCUUCUAGGGCAGAAGUGCUUCUAAUAGUCGACACCGAAAAUAUCUGCGCUCUUGGCUGCCUCCAGCAACUUAACUGUAGCAUAUCGCAGCAGACAAGUCGUUCGACCGAUUCGAACAGAAUGUUACCGAUUGGCAAAGAGCCAACAUGUAUGUCGAAGUUUUUUCCUGUGGUAAAGAAAAGGAAGUGCUGUCAUGUCGCACCGAGUGGAAAGCCAAGGAAGAAACUAAAUGAUCCUAAGCGGCGGAAACGCAACCCAAGAUUUUCUAGCUCAAGCUCUGGUGAGGAUGUCGGAGAAACGAAAAUCAAGGAGCUUGCCUUUCAUAGUGAUGGUACCAACUUAGAGCAAGCGCUUCAGUAUUUCAGUGAAUGUAUCACCCCCCUCCACCCGCUAAGAGAUAAUGGUCAGUGGGAUAAUUUCGAACGUGUUGCUCAAUGUCUUUUAGAAAAGAACGCAAAUGACCUGCCCCACCAAACCAUUAUUCAACUGGAGAAAAGCCUAGUGUUGAGUUUACAGGGAAAGUUGGAAGAAUCCGAGAAUCUAAUCAAUGAUGCGUUUAAAAACAUUCCACAGAUGAGCGGAGCAAUUCGACUCUUGCUUGAAGUCUUAUCAAACUGUUACCUUGGGCAACUUAGUCGUCGGAGAAAAUUGUUUGGCAAUGCCGAGAGAUGUUUGCAAUUGGCAAAGGAAAAGUCUGCCAGAUUUCCUCCUUCGUUACCUCUUACAAUACUACUCUACGAAGAGGGUGGCUACCUUCGAGACUUUGCAGCUACAAUUCAAGGUUCGAAAAAGGAGCUGGCCGUUGGUAGAGCUAAAGAAGUCACGAAGCGAUGUGUUGAGUUAUGUUGUCGGUUGGAUAGCGAGCAAAACGUAUAUACAAGAAAGCAGCACAUCGCAAUUUCAAGAAUGGUCAUCACGAAUCUUAAUUGCGAGACACGAGAGUCCAGAAGCAAACUUGUCCCUAAGAAGAAGAUCCACGAAGCCAAAAAACUUCUCGAAACACUUGAAAAUGACUAUUUUAACCAGACUGAAACGCAAGGAGCAAAGAUCCAGCGACUUAUGGCGAAUGUAGACUUGCAGUAUCGCCUUGGCAAUUUGAUAGAAGCUAGAACAAUUGCUGAGGAAGCGUUAGAAAUUGCCAAAAGGCUCGAGUUUAAUCUGGAUGUGAUGCCACUUGAAGAAAGGUUAGGAGAAAUCCAUCAAAAGAUUAUAGAAUCGUCCGGUAGCAAAACUUUUCGAGAGAUUCCCAGAAUCAAUGACUCGUCUUCUUGCUCUUCCAAGAACAACACACCAUAUUCUUCGGAGUACGAGGAGAAGUCUUAGGUCACCUUGUCGCAACGUAUUUUAACUGAUAAAGCUUCACGAUGACAAAUGAGUUGGCGAUUGUUUUAUUUGUUUUAUGGCAGCAGUUUCAAACUGAUUCAUAUUAUUUACUUCCAACGUGGAAACCACAGCUGUUGUAUUGCAACCUAUCCCCAUGUUUGUAUUUAUCAUAUUGGAUCAUAUUGGUCAUUGGCUUAAUGUAAACAACAUUUGCAGGUGUUUGUUUUUGUUAAUAACGAAAGCUCCUUUUUAUUGUGUAGUAUCAUUUUAAUGCGCAUAUUUACAAACUGCUCAGUAGGAUCACUGUAGCAGAACGUACAGGAAAACCCUGACAGUAACGACAAGAGAGUAGAAAUAUUAUUGUAGCGUUCAAAAUUGUGUGACCAAGGCGAAUGAAUCCUGUUAUUUUUUCAUAUUUGUUAAGCAUUGUAAAGUCGUUUUCCUUAUAAAGUUCAUACUACACUUGCAUAUUGACAAAGUUGGGCCAUUUGUAGCCCCUGCAUUUAAAGACCAAUGAAGUAAUAGGUUUUGAUAAGAUUGUAGAUAUUGGCCUGAUAGUCCCUUGCGUCAUUAUGCGCUCAUGCGCUAUGGUCAUGGUUGAUACAACAACACGGUUCCGAUAAAUCUUCUGUACAGUUCAUAACCCUCCUUUGUGUCUGUACAAUGCUUUUGGAUUUAUACGUCGGAUAUUUUAUCGUGACCUCUUGUUCACGUUCUUAAGUAUUUGUAUCUUAAUUUCUACUCUUCCCUAAAAUUACUUUUUAUUGUAAUAACCUUGUACAAGUUAGGCAACACCAAACAAAGUACCAAUCGGUAGCUUUGCAUUGAUUCUCUUUGUGUUGUCGUAGACUUCAAGUGACCGUAAUAUAUAAAUAGUGACGGUCCUAAACUUCGCGUGACAAAAAUAAGCGUCUCAAUAAGACGAAACGGCAUCUCACAAUGCGCACCUUAAGAUGUCAUAAUCGUUCCAUAAAGGUAAGGUGCUAUGCGAAAGAAAAAGAGGCACAUGGUUAAAGAUGAUUGUACUCCAUUCAGUUACACUACCCUGUAAACAGGCGUUACAAGGAGGAGACCCAGUCGACUUUCUCUCCUCGCACGACCUUACUAACUAACGUCUCUCACGCAGGCUAAUGUUAAACCAAGUCAAGUUCAAGAAUACGACUCGAGACUUUUAAGUACGAUGAAACGAAGAAUUAAGGGCCUGUUUACAUGGAGUGGGGGACCCCGGUCUAGUGGGGUUGGUUUCUUUUGUUUUCACGCUCUGGGGGACACAAAACAAAAGAAACUUACCGCACUAGACCGGGGUCCCCCACUCCAUGUAAACAGGGUCUAAGUUAUUUAUUUAUAUUCCUGAGGCUCUCUUAAAAGACAUUAAGAAAAAAUAAUUGUUUUAUUGGAACCACUAAUUUGUUUUGUCAAUAAUGCAUAAUUUUUUUCACGGGAAGUGGAGCACUUAAGUGAAAUCUCGAAUCUUCUGUUUCCGGGAAAUUUCCUCUUUCUGUUGUGUGACAUCUUUCGAUUUCGUCGCCUGCUGGAGAAAGGGUUGAAAAUUGACGAAAGGGAAGGAAGCGCAUAAAAAGACAACAUCGCGAUUCGAGACUUUCCACCCCAGUUUUGGAUGUGAGAGACUGACUCGUCGACCUUAAUUGAGCUUCCACACAAAAACAGUAAUAGCUAUAACAUUUAAAAUUCCUUGUUCUCGGUUUCUGAAGAGUGCCGCGAAUUAUUUCAGGAAGGGAGCUGCUCGGAAGAAGAUCCAGCUGGUUUAGGAGUCUCUCGGUAUUUUUCACUGCUCGAUGGCUUUGAUGAUGCUGCAAUCGUGCGUCGGAUGUCUUCCAGUCGAUCUUGGAGAGGCCUUCUCUCUAAGUAAAACUCUAGACUGUCGACAAGUUCUAUCGCCUCAAGGGCUCUCUUUUCAGCUUUAGGUAAAUUCUCUUUGCGGUAGUACAUAUCGACCUCCGCCUUGAGUCUCUGGAUCUUCGCUGUUUUUACUUCCUUCUUGCUUAACAAUCGCUCCGAAGGGUUUACAUAUUCUGUAGUGCUUGUGUUUGCCUCGUCUAAGAACUCGAUCGUUUUGCCAAGCAUUUUUCUGCGACGAUAAACUGCAGCGAGGUAGCAUUUCGACAACAUUUCAAGGAGAGGCCGAACUGAUCUUCUUGUUUGUGCAAUCUUCUCUGCCGCUUCGUUUAACAGAUUCUCCGAUUCUUCCAACCUGUUCUGGUAACUUAACGGCAGGCUUUUUUCCAGAGAAAUUAUUAUUUGGUACGUGAGGUUGCCACCGGCCUGAUCCAAGAUUAUGGGCAACACAAUCGAAGUCAGUCCAUUGGCCAUUGUCUCGAAGAGGAUGCAAACGCUUACUUCAAUAGUUAAACAGUCGUAGCCCCUGUUCAAGGUUGACAUCGCUUUCGCUCUCGGGUGAAAGUUCCUUGAACGUCGACAUAUUUCUUAGCUCUUCAUCUGAACUUGAAAUGGAAAAUCUUGAAUCUCUUUUUCCCCGCUUCACACACUUACGGUCAUUUUUUUUGCUCCUCAAAAAGCCGUUCACUUCAUAAAAAAGGCUGUCUUCCUUACGCCUUCCUCGUUUGUAUUUGCAGCGAAGCUGCUGACUGCUUUCAUCCCGCGCUAAAUUUUCUUCAAUUGGUAAAGGUGUCUUUCUCGAAAAUUGAUUUUUUUGUCACCACUUAAUAACAAAUAACAACUUUAUUGACUUUAUCGUCGACAUGAAGAUUUCAGUACCAAAACAAUCAAUAUAAUUACAAAUGAAACAAAUUAAAAUAAAAGUAAAGUAAGAGAGAAAGGAACAACAACUAUGUAUUGAACAUUAACAUAUUAAAUUUCGUGGCUAUGUGUGGAUUUGUAACAAUUUAGAAUAUUUUCAAUAUAAGAGGCACUAAGAUUUAUGAUGUUUUCAUCGCACAUAGACAUGAUAUAUUUAGUAAAAUCCAACUAGCGGUCUAUUAUCAAUGCUGCGUUCUGAUUGGUUGAGCUACUACUGGGCUAUAAGAUAUAGCCCACUAGUAGCGAAAAGCGCGGGCUUUGAAAACCAAAACAAUGGCGGCUGAAUCUCAGUUUGCAGGCUAAAGUUGUUUUGUCUUGAUAUUUUUGACCAACUAGUUGGAUUUUACUAAAACAAUUAUUCCUCUCGCCCUCAUGGCCUCUGAGUCAAUGGUCCAUUCGGCGUCGAGAAAUAAUUGUUUAUUAGAAAAAUAGUGCCUUGCAAGACAUAUUCGUUAAAUUACUGUUUAUUGAGUAUAGGCUCUCCAAGAGGGUACCCCUUACAUGAGAAAGUGAUGAAUGAUUACAUUUCCAGUCAACAAAUAGUGGAAUUCAUCAUGGAUCUAUUACAAAGGGGGCAAAGUAUCUCAGCUCUGGGUAUCAUGUUCAAUAGGUAGCAAUUCUUAACUUUCAUUAUUAAAUUUAGAUAAGUUUCACAUCUGACUUCGUUUUUCAAUGCACUGUAAAGACUUAAUUUAUUUACAACUGAGGUGUCAAAUUUAUCCUUGUUCAAAUUUUUCGAAAAAUAUUCCUGGUAUUGUGUUAACAAAUUUCUUUUAAACAUUCUAACCAGGUGAGGAAUUCUCCUAUAGUCAGUAGGUGGCAGAUUUGAAGUAUAAUCAGUUAAUUUAGUAAAGUUUAAUAGGUGCUUUGCAGUAGUAAACCAUGAACGCUUACCAAUAUUAUUUAAAAGGACAUUUUUGUAGGGUAAGUAACCUUAAGAAGUACUUAAAAAUGCUAGUGUAAAUAUUAAGAUGAAGAGGGAAACGUCCGAGUUCUCCGUUCACCGCAAGGUACUUGCUAUAGCGUGAACCCCUAAGGCCUUUUUGCAUACCUUGUUAUGCAUAUUCUCGGGUGUUAUUCUUUCAUCAAAAAUUCUCGAGACAAAUUUGUCAAAGUUAUUUCCAACUGAUUUUAAAAACCAACCUCAAAUUUCACAGUUGUACAAAAGGAUAGGGCUCACAAGAGAAUAAAAAAGUUUAAGAACUGUUGAAACAGAUGCACCAUUGUAAAUAUUUUUCUCUGACAGGAAACUAUUAAGAGACCUUGUGGCUUUAUUAUAUAACUUUUUCUAGGCCGGUGAAAAAGAACCAGAAGGCGUUAAAGUUAUUCCAAGGUAGACAUAACUAUCAGUUACUGCGAUUGGCUCAGAUUACUUAGUUUGAAUUCACUUCUAAAUAUUUCACCACUUAUUUUGAAAAUAAUAGCUUUUGUCUUCUUCAUAUUGAUCCUCAUUUGCCAUUUCUUAACGCAACAACUUAACUCAUCAAGGCAUCUCUGCAAACCAUUUUCUGAUUCGGAAAGCAGGAUAAGAUCAUCUGCGUAUAGUUAACAAUUGAUUUUGCAUUCUCCUAUGAUCAAGGGAUCACAAGUGGAGUCGAAUGGUUUUGUGAUGUAGGUGAGAUUUUCUGUCGUAAUGUCAUCCGAAACGCUAGCGUCACUAUGGCAUCGAUCACAUAUUGGCCUCUCGAUCGUCACGUUGUUAUUAUCGCCGAUUACGACGUUGCCAGUGUUAUUGUAGAUGUUUAUGACACGUUGUGGUGGUGUAGCGUGAUCGCUAUUACCAGAGUUUCCGUUCUGCUUGAUGUUUAUAUGUGACAAGCCGUCAUACGCAGCCAAUUUUCAAGACGUUCGCCCUUAUGUAGACUCUACCACGUAGUACAUCAACGAAGGCAGCAGUCGCACCGCUUAGUUAGACCUCCGAGAAGAAUUAACUCGACGACGUCGACGUAAAAUAGCGCAUCCUAAAAUAGAAAGAUAUGUGUCGCUUCCCUGCGACACAUAUUCAGAAACGAAGCCUUCCAAAACAUAAACACAGAGUCGCGUGACAAUAUGUGAAUCGAACUUUCUGUGAGCUUCCAUGACAUGCGUAGAAAAAGGGGUUUGUUUAGUAAUGAGAUGAAUUAUUUAAGUCUCCCAAGGAAACAAAGUGAUGUGACUUGCGGGUUGAACUUGAUUCUCGUGACAAUGUGACUAUUAAUGUUUAUAGUUGCUUUGGUUAUAGAACUUUAGUAAUGUUAGUUUAUGUGUAGCAAUUUGGCUUCUUAAAGAACCAUUGUAAUCGAAUCACUAGCUUAGCCUUUUUAAGAUUUUGUUUGGUUAGGUUCGGCUUGCGAUUUGGAAAGUACUCCAGUUCGGAUCCAUGGUUUGUAUGCCCUCCUAACUCAAAGAUGUUGUUUGCUUACCUCGCUGUAAAGCCUCAUUUAUACAAUAAAACAAAUUUUCGCUGGUAGUGUUUUAAUGGCAAAACGUUUUUCCCUCGACAACAGAACAGAAAAUGUUGUAUUUUGUCAUCGACGUACGUGAUUCUUCUGAUUAAUAUAUUGAACAACGGGAUUUGCAUUUAUGCUUGUCUAGCACUUUUCAUUUUCAUUAUUGUCGUCUUCGUUUUGUUUUUAUUUGGCAACCUUAGUUUUUUUUACUAUGAUUUUCUGGGUUAAUACGGUUCAAUGAAAGUCUGCAGCAAAUAUGUAAGUUUGAAACUGACCAGGAGAGAGAAAAUUAGUUCUGCAGACUAUGUUGCUGUCACUUGGGCAUUUGAGUUUAAAUAAUGAACUUUACAUUAUAAUACACCUUUCAAAUUGUCUCCUCAUUCUCUUCAUUCGACGAGUACGGCGUAUUAUUCCGGGAAGACAGCGAAUCUGAAGAAGAUUCAGCUGUUCUGUGAGACUCUCGGUAUUUCUUUCGGCUUGAUGGCGUUGAUGAUUCUACCAUUGUACGUCGAAUGUCUUCCAAUCGCUCUUGGAGAGGCUUUCUCUCUAAGUAAAACUCCAGACUGUCGACAAGUUUUAGCGCCUCAAGGGCUCUGUUUUCUGCUUCAGGGAAAUUCUCUAUGCGGUAGUACAUAUCGACCUCCGCCUUGAGUCUCUGGAUCUUCGCUGUUUUUGCUUCCUUCUUGCAGUAACAAUCGCUUCGCAGGGUUUCCAGACUCUGUAGUGCUUCUUCAUAGUUUGUUGUUGGUAUUUUCUCCUUUCUGGACCCCCUUGUUUCGCACUGAAGAUUCAUGAUUGCAAUUUUGGAAACUGCAAAGUGUUGUUUACGUGCGUACAAGUCCUGGCUAUCAAGACCGCGGCACAAGUCUGCACAACUCUUCAUAAACUCUUUGGCCUCCCGAAUGGCGUUCUUCUUUUGAGCCCCACUUAACAUAGCAGCAAACUCUUGUUUAUAGCUGCCUUCCUCGUAACGAAGGAUCGCGAUUGCAAGACAUGGCGGGAAUCGAGAUGAUAUUUUCUUUGCCUCGUCUAAGCACUCGACCGUUUUGCCAAGCAUUUUUCUGCGACGAUAAUUUGCGGCAAGGUAGCAUUUCGACAACAUUUCAAGGAGAGGCCGAACGGAACCCCUUGUUUGUGCAAUCUUCUCUACUGCUUCGUUUAACAGAUUCUCUGAUUCUUCCAACCUGUUCUGGUAACUUAACGGCAAGCUUUUUUCCAGAGUAAUUAUUAUUUGGUACGUCAGGUUGCCACCGGCCUGAUCCAAGAGUGUCUGGGCAACCCAAUCGAAGUCAGUCCAUCGGCCGUCGUCUCGAAGAGGAUGCAAAAGCUUACUACAGUAGUUAAACAGUCGUAGCCCCUGUUCAAGGUUGACGUCGCUAUCGCUCUCGGGUGAAAGUUCCUUGAAUGUCGAGACAUUUCUUAGCUCUUCAUCUGAACUUGAAGUGGAAAAUCUUGAAUCUCUUUUGCCCCGCUUCGCACGCUUACGUUCGUCUUUUUUACCUCUCCUCCUCAAAAAGUCGCUCACUUCGCAAACAAGGCUGUCUUCCUUACGCUUUCCUCGUUUGUAUUCUGUGCGAAGCUGCUGACUGCACUCAUCCCGCGCUAAACUUUCUUCAGUUGGUAGAGGUGUCUCACCCGAAAGUGGCAUGUUAGUGUCAUUAUUUAAUGUUUUGCUAAUGCAGCUGAGUAUUUUUGUCGUAAUGUCAUCCGAAACAUUAGCGUCAGUACGGUAUCUUUCUAAUCCAGCGCCACAACUUGGUGCACAUAUGUGUUCGAUCGUUACGUUGUUAUUAUCGCCGAUUACGACGUUGCCAGUGUUAUUGUUGAGGUUUAUGACAAUGGUUGGUGGUGUAGCGUGAUCACUGUUACUAGAGUCUCCAUUUUGCUCCAUGUUUAUAUUUGCCAAGGCGUCGUACGCAGCCAUUUUUCAAGACUUUCGCUCUUCUGUGGACUCCACCACGUAGUUCAUCAACAAAGGCAGCAGUCUCACCGCUCAUUUAGUUCUCCGUGAAGACUUAGCUCGAUUUAGUCGGCGUAAAAUAGCGCACUAUAAAGUAGAACGAAUAUGUGUCGCUUCCGUGCGGCACAGUUUCGAUCGCUUGUUCACAGGAUAUGAAACCUUCGAAAACGUAAACACAGAAUCACGUGACAAUACGUGAAUUGGACUUCCUGUGAACUUUCCCUGACAUGUGCGGAAAAAAGGCUUUGUUUUGGUAAUUUGAUGCAUAAUUAUAGUGCCGGGUCCGAGGAAAACAAAGUGACGUGACUUGCGGGACGAAACUGAUUCUCGUGACAAGUUUGAUUAUUAAUGUUUACAGUUUGCUUUGGUGUUAAUCGGUUCCAAUAAGAAUUGCUAGUUUAUGUCUAGCAAUUUGAAAAGUAACAUUUGAACCGAAUCACUAGCUUAGCUUUAGACAGGAAAGUUUGUAAGAAUUUUCUCUAAUUUGAACCCACCUAUUGUGUGUCCUCAUGACACUUUGCUGUAAAGCUUCAUUUAUACAGUCAACUGUUUUCCUUGACAAAUGUUUUUUUCCUCUUGGCCAUAGAACACAAAAUGCUAUUUUUUCCCCUUUGAUCUUAUCAAGGAAAACUUGUGUGAAUGACGCUUUAUCGAUCCUGACCUCCCUCACACAAUGUUCAUUCUCAGUAGGACAUCAAAGUUUUUCCCUAACUUCAAGUUUUUUUUCAUGUUAAUGUAUACCGGAAUGGACCUUUGAACUUCCGCCUUUCUUGUCAUGUGAUAUCUUCAUUUGAUUGGCUGACAUCAUCUUUGUUUUGAAAUGCAAAUUUCGUCGCUUUUUAAAUGAACUUUAAACAACAUGCACGCUCUGACUGUCGAAAAUGUUUUGACUGUCGGCGUAGACGUAUUGGAAACAGUGGGCAAAAUUGCGUCGAAGCAGCUCUUAGAAAAAAAUUAGGGAAAUCUGGAGAUAAAUCAUCCUGUUCUCGCGUCAUUUUUCUGGAAAGCUGUACAGAUGACGUCUCCCUAGUCCGUCUUCUUCUAAGGGUGUUACGUCUUGUUUUGGUGUAAAUCGGUCGCUCUUAAAUCGAGGCUUCUUUUGAUGGAUCUACAAACCAAUGACACAAAACUCGUCCUUUGAAUUGAACGACUGCUUGCCAACGACAGCAGCGGUGGGUGUUUAUCGGUCUUGUGCUGUUUGUGGCUCAACACAGUAUGUGCUAAAGUUAAACGUUUUUGGCGACGUUAGAGCAGUGCAAAUUGGUGACCAUAACGUAGCAAACGUCCCGUCGGCACCUUCAAGCGGAGCUACUCUACUUCAAACAGAUUCAGAUUCUUCUAAUGCUGUAUCAAGCAUAAACGUACAUGUCGUUAGCGACGACGUACGAGAGCCAAAGAAGAAAUUGGGACAGCGACGCCUUCGGUCGAGUAGUUCCAGCUCACGCUCCAAUGUGUUCGUCGGAGAAAUGAAACUCCUUGCCUGUCAGAGUGACAGCUCCAACUUGGAGCAAGCGCUCGAUUUAUUUCAUAACUGUAUCACCCAUCUCCACCCAUUGAGAGACGACGGACAGUGGGAUCAUUUCGAGCUCGCGGCUCAGGGUCUGUUGGAAAGGAACGCGGAUAACCUGGCUUGUCAAACCAUUAUUUACCUGGAGAAAAGCUUAGCGUUAAGUUUACAAGGAAAGUUAACAGAAUCCGAGAAUCUGAUCAAUGAUUCGAUGAAAAACAUUCCGCAGAUGAGCGGAUCAAUUCGACGUUUGCUCGACGUCUUGAUGGACUGCUACAUGUGUCAAGUUAGUCGUCGCAAGCAAUUUCUUGAGCAAGCCAAAAUGUUUGUAGAAACAGCAAAAGAAAAAUCGCGAGGCUUUCCUCCUUGUUUGGCUAUUGCAAUAGUGCUCUAUGAGGAGGGAGGCUACAAGCGAGACUUUGCCGCUACAGUUAAGGGGUGGAAAAAAGAGCAGGCCAUUGCUGAAGCCAAGGAGGUCAUGGAGCGGUGUGUCGAGUUAUGCUGUCGUUUGGAUCGACAACAAGAAGUGUACGUCAGAAAGCAACACAUCGCAAUUUCAAGAAUGGCUAUCAUGGGGCUUCAAUGUGAGACAAAAGUUUCCCGAAGCGAAAGAAUCAGCACAGAGAACAUCAAAGAAGCCAAAACACUUCUUGAAACUCUCGGGACUGACUACUACUGCCAAACUGAGAAGCAAGGUGGACGAAUUCAACGGCUGAUUGCCAAUGUUGAUUUGUGCUACCGUCUCGGUCAUUUAGCUAAAGCAGAACAAAUUGGUCGCAAAGCUCUAGAAAUUGCCAAAAGGCUGCAUUUUAAUCUAGAUGUCAACCCGCUGGAGGAACGGCUAGCUGAAAUCCAUCAAAAGAUCAUACAAUCACCCAGUAACGCAACCUUCCGUGAGAUCCCUGGAAUUAUUGACUCUUUCUCCGAUUCUUCCCAGAAUAGCACGCCAUAUUCAUCAGAGUACGAGGAAGACUUGUCGCCUAUCAGCGAAGUAUUUUUACCAAAAAAUCUUGCUGACUUGGUGAUCUUUUCUUGAAUUUUAAGGCAGCAAUUUGAACUUGAUUAACUUAAGGUUUUCCAUUGACUAAAAUACUGAACUAACCGAUUAAUAACAACGUAUUUCGUAUUUGCAUUAUUUAUAAUGGAUCACUGCCGGGUCAUUGGCCUUAAUCUAAAUAUAACCUUUGAUUGUACGUGUCUAUUUACGCAGAUAUAUACAAACUGAUGUAGAACACUGUAGCUUGUCAGGAUUGUGAUCCUUAACCAAAUAAGAGGCGAUCGAAUUAUUAUCGUUUUUUCUCUUCAUUUUCUGCGCAGUGCUUCGUUUGCUGAUAGGUAAAUUAGCAGAACGAUUAGAGGUAUGAUUUUGACGGCAAGGAGAUAUUGGUCUAGGUCGUCAAUACUAUGUACCUUAUAUUUUUAUGUAUAUUCCUGCUCCAGUGUUUGAUCAGUCAGCAUAUUGCUUUGAGUCUACAACUUACUACUCUUAUUCUCAAGAGUGAAAUGAUAAAGGAAGUGAUUUGUGAACCCUGAUCACUUUGACAGACUUUCAAUUGUAAUUGUUUACAUCUUAAGAUUUAAUUACAGUUUUACUGUAAAAUGCGCCUUUUAUUACCUGUGAUUACUUAACCAUAUCAGUUUCCUUUGUUUUUUGUUUCCCAGCAACGUUUUAGUUCAGAACUCAUCUAAGCGUAAAAUCUUCAUUCAGUUUUUCAAUGUGUAAAUAUGAAUGGUAGUUAAGUACAGUAAAAGUUUAAGAUGUAAAUAGGAUUCGAAGUUUAUGAGGCUCAGUUUAUGUGCCUCUACCCAAGAUUCUAAGGCAAUUUCAGUCUAACACUCCACCACAGAAAAUAGCUAAUAGAGGGGUCAACUAGGAGAUUUGGUUUCAAUUGUUAUAUUCAUUUAUUCUUGGUCUAAUCACCAGACCCCGGUUUCAAGCAUGAUUCUAGUAACCCACGAUACGCGUUAAAUCUGAGCGCUUCCUAUUGAUUCUUUUUGCCUACAAUUUAAUGUUUGGACGCCCUAAUAUGAUGGGUCAUAAUAAACAGGAAAAUAGCUUUUGAACGAAAGAAACAGGAACCUGGAUGAAAAUCAGUCUAACCCCGGGUUUGUGUUAAUCGACCUGAAUAAUGGGCAACAGCUUUUCUUUAGUCUCUUAUUUAAAAGUCUCUCACGCAGCCUUUCUUGUCUCGUCACGCAACGUUCCAUGAGGAGCGUUCUUUGUGAUGUCACCGUUGCGUACGUAACUGUACAAGUAACGGCUGCGCUUUUAGUUCACAAAUCAUAACGUUAACUUACAUAUUUUUUUUCAGUGGGUUAGUUGAUCCUGGUGUGGGUUAUUUAAAUUAAAAUCCAAAAGAUAAAUCCCGAGUUUUCUCUUUUCUCUUUGUCAGUAAAGACAGGGACCAAAUGGGACACAUAAAAUUCUAGCGUGACUACUUAACUCCGGAUAUGCCUAGAAUAAUUAUGCCCCUCGGGGCAUUUUACAUUUGUUAAGCAUUUUUCUUAUGGUCAAUUUUGCGAGAUAUAAAUGAUCAGAAAUUCGAUGAUAGACUGCAGCAAAAAAAAGGUGUCAAACGACUCGCUGUGUGUAGUUUAUAAGAACUACUACUUUCUGAUUGGUACUGUCUGAAGUGAAGGACCAAAGUUCAUUUAGAUGAAAUAUGUCGGGAAAUUUCCCUUCCUCUCACGCAUUAUCUUUCGAUUUUAAAUCAAAUUUUUCCUGUCGACACUUUCACUGUAUUUCGCUGUCGCUUUAAGGUCUCUAAGUCUCUUGAUUUCGGAGCGAAGACGUCGUGAGGAAGCAAGAUCCACAAAACUGACGAAAAAACUACUUCCAGUUGUGGUCGUCAGCCCUCUGACGUAGUCCAAGCAUAGAAGUAGCCAGAUGUUACGUAAUUGUGUUCUUGUCGUCAUGUGUUUGUUUUGAUCAUGUGAUCUUCAUUUGGUUUGUGUGGAAAAAUUCGACGUCGUUGUCGAUUUCUGGGCAUUAAAAGACGUCGAAAAGAAGGUUUAACGAAGGCUAAAUCAAGUCAAGACUGGUGAUAGAAUACAGAAUUCGUGUUGUGCGACCCUUCAUGUGAGUCCGUCCAAGUCGAUCAGCGCGGAAAUGCAAACGUUGUGUUUGUGUGAAAAGGAUCUUCCUCCAAGCUAGUUGUGUACAUAUUGCACUUAAUCACUGUCAAAUAUGACUCCGUCUUACCAAGGGAAAACUUCUACGGCAAGCUUGCCAGUAAACGUGAGAUCGAAACCUAGAGUUCUUCGCUCAAGCGGCACGGAGCAUCCAAACCAAGUUUUCGUUAAUGUGUACAACAAUUCUGGAACUAUUGUGGUGGGCGACAAUAACGAAGUCACAGUUCGUACUUCUGCUUCCAGUAUCACUGGAAUCUACUCCAUUUCGAACGAUGGACUAAGAAGUGAUUUUAUGUCCGCCGGUUUUACCCCAGGACAAAACGGCGUUGCAAACUCGCAAAGCACUGAUCUCUCCCACUAUUCGAGCGGGCAAAGAUCAGCAAUUGGUGCACAGAUAACCAAGGUGACAAGUUUUUAUCCUGUCGUAAAACAUGAAAAUUCUUUUGGAUGCGGACGAGGGAAGAGGAAGGGCUGUCAUGGAGGCGAAAGUCGACGAAAAGGAAGGAAGCGCUUCAAAAACCAACAACCCGAUUCGAGACUUUCCACUCUGAGUUCAGAUGCUGAUGUGGGAGUCUCGCCGGCGUCCAUUGAACUUCCGCUCGACAGUAAUAGCACCAGUUUUCAACAAGGGCUUCAGUCGUUUCACCAUUUGUGCUCUUGUUUACACCCUUCGCGUGACAAUGGCCGCUGGUCUGAGUUUGAUGUUCUCGCCCAACAACUUUUGGACCAAGCAGGCAUCAGUUUGACGGACCAAAUCAUAAUCGACCUUGAGAAAAGCGUGGCGUUGUGCUACCAGAAAAAGCUGGAUGAAUCUGAAGAUUUAAUAAACGAUGCAGAGAAGAGAUUUCCUCAGACCAGUGGAUCCAUUCGGCGCUUGCUUGAAAUGCUCUCAAACUGCUACAGAGCUGGACUUUAUCGAAGGCGAAAACGUUUUGGCCAGAAAAGACAGCAGUGGCUGCAUGCUGCAGAGACACUUGCAUAUGGCUUCCCACCCUGUUUGCCUGUUGGAAUCUUGCUCUACGAGGAAGGCACUUGCAAACGAGACGUAGCUUCUAUUCUGACAGGCCCAAGUAAAGAUGCAGCCAUUGGGGAAGCCAAGAAGCUUAUGCAGCGUUGCAUCGACUUGUGCUGUCGUUUGGAUCAUCAAAAGCAAGUAUAUGUGAGAAAGCAGCACGUUGCUGUUUCAAAAAUGGCGAUAAUGAGUCUUCAUUGUGAGACAAGUGUGUCCCGAAGCAGAAAAAUCGGGUCAAGUAAUGUGGUAGAGGCUGGAAAGCUUUUGGACACUCUUCAGAGUGAUUACUAUCGUCAAACAGAGGUUCAAGGAUCGAAGAUUCAAAGACUCAUUGCAAAUGUGGACCUAUUCUACCGCAUAGAAAAGUUCUCUGAAGCUGAAAAAGUUGCUCAGGAAGCGUUAGAAAUCGCCAAAAGACUGGAGUUUAAUCUGGAUGUGAUGCCGCUUGAAGAUCGGUUAACUGACAUCCGCCGACAAAUAACAGAAUCUUCCAGCAGCGAAACUUAUCGAGAGAUCCCUAGAAUCAUUGACUCGUGCUCCGGUUCUUCCCGGAAUAACACGCCAUACUCUUCAGAGUUCGAGGACAAGGAACAGUUUUAAAUUACUUUUCCUGUGUGUGGACAAGAAAUGGCACGUUGCGGGCGAAGAUCCUACACUACAUUUGCAGCUUUGAAAGAAAUACAAAACUGUAAAUAAACUUUUAGAAUACCAUGACAACUAACCUCGUCCCCAGCUCCCACUCUUAGAAUAUGGUGACCAAAGACCCCUGAAGAAUUCUGGGGCAAUUUAUCAGGCGACAAUGGCGUCAUAUUACCUUAUUAGGGCGAAAAACUCGUAAACUCAUGGGAGCGUUUUAUCUAGUGGCAAACUAGGGGGUCGACGCAAGAAAAACAUUGUACGCCAGAAAUAGUAGGAAAACUGGGACUAUUACCGUUUGUUUACAUUUUUUUUUUUCAAGUAUCCCUGCGCAUUAUUUGUCAAGUCAUCAAAUAAGAAGUUAAUUUUUUGGACAGGAAUUCCAAGUCACAAGAAAACCGGCGUGGCUACCUCUCACAAUUUAAAAUCUCCAAGGCCGACAAUUUCCUUUUUGUCACUUGAAAAAGUAAGCAAAUGCCGUAAUCAAAUAAGGAGUUCAUUUUUUGGACAAGUAUUCCAAGCCCAGCGUGGCUGCGACUCACGGACAUAAACCUCCAAGACUGACAAUUUUUAGAAUAUUUCAGCCAGACAUGAAUUUCAGGCGUCGCCUUUUUAGAACGUCGACGGUUUGGAUGGCGUAGAAAUCGAAAAAAUUAAAGGCUCGACAUGGGAACAUCAAUGUACAUAGGUAUGUAGUAAGUUUAAAAAAAUGAUGUUGCGUUUAUACAGUGCAAUUUCAUUGAUUGUCCCGUCCCCACUUGCGCUUUCUCCAGCUUACAUUCAAUCACCCAACUAAGAAUUCGAUUUUAGAUAUGAAAAGCGCACUCCACAAGGUAACUUUUUGUCAUGUGGUCUCACUGCACCUGUAAACUCAACUUAGCAUAGCGAUCAACAUCAAGUUUCUCCUUGUAACAUCGAUGCUUUAUAAAACAGAGUGGUAACGAGAAGGAAGGACCUGAUCACACAGUGUUAAUGUUACUGAUGCUUUAACAACUUCCACCCGCUAUUUGUAUGGCGAAUGCUUUGGGCAACAAAUGAGAAUUUAAAGUUUGAUAAUUGGGUUCAAUGGGUUCACAUUAAGUGAAAAGGCGUGGUUACUGUCUUCCAAAUGGCUAACGGUCCAACUUAUACUACAAAUAACUGUUCAACUUACAUAAAUGUAGUUAUUUGGUUAUUGGUUUGAGCAAGAUUUCUGGUGUUGUAAUGGCCAGCUGUACUUGUUGUUUUGAGUUAACGAGUUAUUAUUUGAGAUUAGUGAUAUGAAUUCUUUAGAAGUGUUCCUAUGCGGCACCACACACUACUUAAUAACUUGUUGCUGACUACUGUGUUAAAACAGGAGCCGUCGUCUUCCAUUGUAGUUUUCGUCGGAUUUAUUUAGUAUGGUUUUAGUAUGGAAACCGGAUAGGCUUAUCAGAAUCAAAUAUUGAUCGUUUUCACCUGACGUCACGGCGGCCAUAUUAGGGUACAAAAACAAUGAAACGGUGUUGGUGUACCGAAAAAAUCCUUAAGAAUUGAACUGGUUUCUCGUGUCUUUUUCUUUUUCCAAAAAAUAUACCUUGAUGAUCUGUUUUUGCUUAUAUUAUUUUUAAACUAUUCCUCAAAUUAAUAAAGCACAUUACCAAAAUUAAUUAUUCUUCGGUACGUACUGUCGGUGUUAAUAUUGAUCGGGCGUGAGCUCAAGAUAUCUACUCUUAUUUUUUUUCCCUUUAUUACCAGAGUGGUUCGAAUUCAUCAAGUAGCUAAUCUGUAACUUAUUGUAUAUCUCUCUUUGUUGUUGUUUUGCAGGCGAAAGCGAGCUGGCAUCACUCCAAUCAAGUUUGACCUUCCACCCGAAACCAAAUCAGCUAAAAAAUCCAAGUCAAACACCAUCUCAGUGUACACGCCGCCAGGACGACGCUCGGGAGCCUCAAACGGCGUACUCAAAGGUCAGAGCAUGCCCGAGGGAAACAGAGGUCGAGGAGGCUUUCGUGGACGGAACCGUGGCCGUGGACAAGGCUGGAGAGGAGGACGAUAUUAGAUCGAUCACUUGUUCUUGGGCGAUUGUUUUACUUUGUUAAUACGCCACUUUAGAAAUGAGAGGGGAACUGGAGCCGAGAUGUGUCCCCGCAAUUGUUUCUGGGAUUGUUACUGGGGACGCGCCGGUCAGCUAUUGACCAAUCGCAACAGUCCCAGAAGUCCUUGCGAAGUUAACUCGGCUCAGUUUCCUUCUCGUUUCUUAACCCUCUAAGUCCCAAUAUCCACAUACAAAUUCUCCAAACUGAUCUCCAUACAUUUUCUUACAGAAUUAGUUGAGAGAAUGUGUUCAAAGACCAAAGCAUUUUCCCAUUGUUGAUCAUUUGAUUAAUUCUUAUAGCCUUUUCUCUUGAAUAUGUAUCGAUGUGGUUAGGAGAAAAUUCAUGUUGGUCAGUCACUCUUGGGACAUAAAGGGUUUGGUGGCGAAUAGGGAACGGUCAACUCUCAGACAAGUGAAGAACUGUGUACAGAAACCUAACAUUUGGGUUAUUUAUGGAGUAGGCUGUUAUAAAUUAUCAUACGUUUCUUUUCUAACUUCCAUUAAUCUCCUUCCAUCUGCCGUACGGCAGAUACAAUAUUAUAGAAAUUGCUUUACAGUGAUCUGUCUUUUAACUUGAAAGUGCUGCAAUAAUUACCAGUCAUUUAAGAGGAAAUUAAUGUCUUUACUGUGAAAAGAAAUGAUAAUGUUAUCCGCCAGUAAAGAAACUGUUUGCGAGCCCCUGCCGUGGUAGUCGUACUAGUGACUCACUCACACCAAAGCUAAAACAAGCUUAAAAACUGCUUGGUUGGACUCCCUUUAAAAAUGAUUUUUUUAGUUUCUAAGUUGCUCACUUACGUUUCGUGAUUUCACAUGCAAUACAACCAAAGUACAAGUUAGAGCUACGUAAACCAUAUAGUCUCACAAAAUUAAUCGUCAUUUUCUUGAAUCUUACACUCCUUACAAUUCGGGACUAAUUUGCAAAUAUGAUAUUGAAAAUUUUUUUUUUUCCCUUCUUCAAAGGUUGUGUGCGUUACGUUUAUCCUGGCUUACUCCAGGUGUGAAAGGGCUCAUCCUUGGGGUAAAAACCUGUGAAACUCACGCAUGACGUAGAACAAUUAAUACAAACAAGCCAUCGAGAAGUCAACACCAUAGAACCAAGGAAAAUAAUAGCUAGGAAACAAAGAAAAACUUCACAGGUUUUAACACCGAGGUAAACCCUCAACUUGUUUUAACUGCACAUGUUUUGUUGCUGUGAAUAUGGCGUAGGAGUAUUCACAUCAGGUUAGCUCACUGACGUUGGAAUUGUUAUCUCGUUCACACCAACGUACUGUGACAAGAGUAACAAGCCGAAAGAGUAACUGUUGGCUAGUUUUUAAGAAAACCUCAGUUUUUCUUAAUUGUUUUAGCGUUGGCGUGACUGAAGCAAUUGACAAAGCCUCUCAGCUGGAGGAGGCGAGCUCUGUGCUCAGUCUUUUUAAUUGUUUUUAAGGCGAGGGAUAAUUUCCCAUUUUGCUAUGAAAGCAAGUUUGUCUUGCAUACACGAACGCACUGAAAAACGAAGUUGGCGUUCAUUUUUUAAGUAACAACAGUUUGUAUUUCCUGUUGCCUUCUACAAACCGUCGAUUUGCCAGUGUGGUAAUAAAAUGGCUACAUUUUUAUUU